Molecule: messenger RNA, 822 nt
Organism: Microthlaspi erraticum
Lineage: Eukaryota; Viridiplantae; Streptophyta; Magnoliopsida; Brassicales; Brassicaceae
Source: the annotation of a GenBank genome assembly
AUGCAGGGAACUCAUGCCUCUCCUUACAAGACAGCUUACAACACUAGGCACCAAAGGGAAGGAAAGCUUAGUGUUGGAGGGUCAUCACCUAUCCUUGUGCAGCUGGAGUCCACUGGACAAGAGAAGGUCUACUCCAGCAGGUUGGAUGGACAUCAAGUUUUGCAAGACCAACCUCUCAUUGAGCACAAGGAGUUGGAUGGGAGACCCCCUGUGUACACAUUAGUUGGGCAUGAAGAGGAUUUGCGAGAAGAGGAGCCUGAGCUCGAUCGAGCUGAGGAUCGAGCUGAGACAACGCCAGUGAAUGAGGAUUUGGGUGAGCCUGAGUGCUAUUACUUUGAGGAGUAUGAGGCUCCAAGGAUGAACCCCUCUGUUGUGGCUGCCCACAAGAGGAUUGGACUUCUCCAAAGUUCAACAAGUGGCAAGGGAAAGCCAUGGAAAAGAUGCAAAAGUCCAUGGACAAGAUGGAGAGGACAACACGCAGAGAAGGAGGAAGAGUUCCAAAGACGCUCCAACUCGAUCGAGUCCAAACAGAGGAAACUCAACUCGAUCGAGCUGAGGGUCGAGUUGACCUGGAGGAGCCCCUGUUUGAGAACCCUGGGAUUCGAGUACGAUCAACCAGUACCAGGACUUCUCUCAGACCCUGGACUCCCUACAACCGCUUCGAGCGAGCACAGCUCCACCAAGGCCAAGGAAGCCACACACUUUGAAGAUGAAGAAGAGAGGAGGAAGAGCCACAAGCUCGAUCGAGUGAGCCGCAAGAGGCAACCCCAGUUGCAUGGAGUGCUCCUGAUGGCCGUCUCCCAUCUCCAGACCACGACCUAG